AGGAGCCCUCUUAAUUAGAAUCGCACCUGAGCUUCUCUUUUGGACUUUUUUUUUUCUUUUGGAGAGGGAGGGGGUAGCGCAGUAAGAAAAAGGGUGAAAUGCCACCGUUGCCUCUCCCCCACCUCCCAAAGGUACUCCUUCCUUUUUACUGCCCCCAGGCCCUGCCCUAUGGGGAGCUUAAUCUUAGUCUCGCCCUCAGAUCCCCCGUGCUAGGUGCUAGUCCCACACCUGCCCACACGGCCCCACGGCUUCAUUAGGAGCCUCCUGUGCAGCACUGGGGCAUAGAGAAGGGGAGCAGUCGACUGGGCUGGGCGAGGGGAGCCUUGGAUCAUGGAACCAACUGCAGGAACUUCCAAGGAGUCCCAGGCCCUGCUCAGUCCAACAGCAUCAGUGGGAAGCAGCCAGAAUGCAAUCCGGAAGAAGGAGCCUCCAGACACUCCCCCACAAAUCCGGAAAAAGACCCGCACUCUUUACCGUACAGACCAAUUGAAAGAGCUAGAGAAGAUGUUUCAAGAAGAUCACUACCCUGACAGUGACAAACGCAGGGAGAUUGCCUCAGCUGUGGGGGUCACACCCCAGCGCAUCAUGGUAUGGUUUCAAAACCGAAGAGCAAAGUGGCGGAAAGUAGAGCGACUGAGAAAUAAAACCAAUCUAGAAGCUUCUAACCCUACCAGUGCCCCUUUAGAAAGCCAUCAUGGCUCUGCUCCUGUUCUUCCAUCCCCUCAACCCAUAGUUUUGGAGCCUGAAAACUUCACUAAUGAAUUGGUGACUCCACCUGCCAAUUUUCUUUCAGAGUCUAAUCUACUAUUGACAUGUGAUCAACCAAUGUCUCUGAGUCAGCAGAGUGAUGAGGCUCAAAGGGCAGAGGUAGCUCCUCUACUCCUCAGCCCCCCACCUGUCCGAAGAGCUUGCCUUCCUUUGACCUUGGGUCCUGUUCAUACUCCACAUCUUUUACCCCUCCUGCUGGAAACACCCAAUAGUGAUUUUAGCCCUAAAGAUGGCUCCUAUGGAACCUGGGAAGCAAGCACUACCUCACCAAAUGCUUACAACUAUUCUGAGCAAAUGGAAUCCCAGUAUUGUCAUCAAGGCAACCAGUCCAGACCCUUCCAACUCUCCCAUUAUCCACAGCACCAGCUUUUCCACCAGUCCCAACACCACCUACCUCAAUUCCAUCCUUUCCCUUUCCCUCUCCCCAGCACACUGACUCCUCCUCCACCAGGAGACUCUAGUGCUGCUGCCCUUCUUGCUUUUGCUUAUGGUCCUGAUGGAGAGACCCCAACAGGAUUAUUUCCAGGCCCUCCAGCAGGGCAGUUUUUGUUGCAGCAGCCCACUGGGAAUAUGGGUCCAGUUACAACCCUACAACCUAUCCCUUGGAAUGACCCCUGCUUGCCUGAACUGUCAUUUCCUGGUUCACUCUGCUCCCAGAACUUUGGGCACCACCCUGCAGGAGGGAGCUACAUACCUGACUUAGCUGCCCAUGUCUUGGAGAGACAACCUUCACCAGGUUUCAUCCAGCUCCUUGGAGGGUCUAAAAUGGGCACUGAACUGCUCAGUGAGACUCAGGAAGAACUGUCUUCUAGCACUCAGGAACAAAUGCCAUUGCCAGAGGAAAUUGGAGAUGGAGUCAAGAACACUCACCUCCCCAGAGUUCCUAUUGAUGGAGAUAGUAUUCCAGAAACAAAUGAAGACUGAAAGAAAAGAAGAGGUUUCCUUUCCUGAUUGACUCCGGGACUUUGAGUUAUUUCUAUGUUGUUUUGAUCCUGAGAAGAGUUGAUCCAGAACCUCUGACUUAUGCAGUAAAGUUAUUUAAAUUAGGAUUUCUUUCUCUAAUUAUCUUUCCCCCAACUCAACUCUAAUUCAUGGAACUCAUGCAAGUUAAAAAAUAGCAGCUGCUUUCUAAUGAGACUAGGGUUUGUUUAGAGCUGCCUAAAUACAAGUAAUAGUUUUGGAGUUUCCCUUGUUGACCUGGAUCUUGGCACCUUUUCAAGACAACUGCUUAUUUAUGAUUGAGGAAAAGACUAUUAUAAGACUCAGCCUCAAGUUUGCCAAUGAGAUGAAUACUACCCCUACUUGUAAGACAACUUUGAAAUGGAGCAUAAGUUCUGCCUGUUAUAUUUUGUAGAAACAAAACAGAUUGUGUCUCUAUAUCCUACUAAUAAUAGUCCUCAUGAGAAUCAGAAUAAUCUUAAUUUCAUGGUAUCACAAUUUGAAUGUUGUGAAACAUGAUUGAGGGGAAAUGAGAGACUGGGGACAUCUUUCGUCCUAUAGAUAAAUCAUAACUUAUCUUUAGGCAUCAAAGGCUGCCCUCCCUCCAACUUUUAAAUAUUUACUUCCCUAAACUAGAGUGGCCUAGAUGUGUCUUCACCAACUCCAGUGUUCUAGAGGACUACAUCAAAAUUCACAGACCUUGCUGGAUCUUCAUGACAUCUACUAGACUUGGUACCAAUUAGGGAUUGGGGGGUUCUUGGUUCUGGGCAUAGACAGAAGGACAUCUCAAAAUAAAAUGAAUACUUUUUCACCCUACCUCUAUCAAAAGAAAAACUGGGCAUAAACCUAGGCAGGGCCACUGUCCUAUGGGCAAGUUUUACCCUUUUCCUUUUUAGGUGAAGUAAUUUUCCUUCCUCUAACCUAAGCCAGACUGGAGGGACUACUUCCUACAAUUAAGAAAAAGAAUAGUUACAUUUAAACUGUGGUAGGGGUAUGAUGGGAUAUGAAUAACAGGAAGGAGACCUCACUGGUUCUUAAGUUGUGGCAACUAUUUCAAUCAUCCAUUCUUUUGAGUCUUUGACUCUCAAAUUUCUAUAUUCUGUUUGGAACUGAAAAUCCCAAUUCUAGCACUUCCAAAUUCAGAGGCCACCAUUAUCUUAUUUCAGAUAGGAGAAAGGAUGGGAAAGGAUGCCGGCAGAAUUUAUUAGCUCAAAAUCAAAGCCUUGUCCUUUGUUAGUUAUGUGGUCUUGGGCAAAUGACAAAGCCUCUAGGUCACACCAUCUUUAUUUGCAAAAUGAAUGGGUUGGACUAAGGUCCCUUCCUUUCUAAAGCUAAAGAAAUGAAUAAGGAUAGAAGGGCAAUGGAGAGGAGAAAUAGCUUGAGAGAAGAUAAGUGGGGAGCAGGGAAGAAUAAGAGAGAUGGAUGAAUGGGAGAAAUGGUAGUCUAUGAGAUAAUGGAAAUGAGUUUAAGAGCAAAAAGGAAACAGGAGAUGGACAACCACAAAUAUUGGAUGAAAAAAAUACGAAGAAAGGUUUGGUUGUGACAUGGAAUAGAAAGGGGAAAAAAUGAAAGAGGGCAGAAAGAUGGGAGAGCAUGGAGAAGUACAAAAGGGAAUAGGAAAAUGAAUGGAAUAGGAAGACUGUGUGAGAAAAGGAAAUAUAUUUGAACAGUAAUAUGCCAAAGAACCAAAAAAAUGUUGUAACUGGAAAUGGGUAAAAAAAUGGUUAUUAUAAUAAUGGAAAAAGGGAUAUAGAUCAAACAGAAGGCUGCUUAAUAUCAUUUAGAUUAAAAAAUACUCUCAAAAUCUGUUAACUCAUUUAAUCCUCACAAGCAAAGAGCAUGUAGAACAGGUAGUCUCAUUUUACAGAUAAGGAAUCAGUUGUGUGACUUUGACAAAUGACCUUUCUCAUUGUGAAAAUGGUGAAUUCUGUCUUCCUUUAGCCUUCUAACCUCACCAGAUAAUAGAGAGAAAAGCAUAAACAAGAUGAGAUGAACAUAUAAGAGAGUCAUUGUGGAAAGAUAACACAGUAAUCAAAAGACUAGAGAAAUCUCUAAGACUUACUUGAAAGAGAAGAAGAGAUUAAUGACCAUACAAGAAGAGAGGCAUAAAAGUAUAAAAACUAAGAGUGAUGAAAAAAGCUAAAUAUGAGAAGGUGGGUGAGAAAAAUAGAAGUGAAAAUUAGCAUUAGAGAAGGAAAAAAAAGAGCAAUGAAAAUGAAGGUGAGUAGGACCUGUAAUCAGAAGAAAGGGUUGAGCAAGAAAAUGGAGGUGUCCAACCUAAAAACUGAGGGGACAUUGGUCAUGAGAAUUAUUUGCCUUACCCAGUGAAAAACUGGGUGUGUAAAAUAGAAAUGGUAUCUGUACGUGGUUUAUUUUGCCAUGGAUUAUCUACCCAGGGCAAGUGGAUAGUGAGUAAUAAAUGUAAUAGGAUAAUGUUGUUCAAUAAGAUAGUCUCUCUUCUAUCUCCCCUUUCCCCCAACUUCCAUUUUUAUUAGGACAAGAAUUUUGACUUAUUCUACUUCCCCCUGGGCCAUUUCACCCUCCUUAGGCAAUUUGAUGAUCCCCUAAUCUCUAGGGUUGGUUAUAUUAAUGUAAAACUUAGUAGUUGCUUUGCCCACUACAGUGCAGAACUCAAGUUCAAGCGAUCUGACAGCUUCAGUUUCCAUGGUAUCAGGGAUAACUGAUAUGUACCAUUGUUCUGCUGACUUCAGACAGUCAUUUAUAAAGAAGUCAUCUUAAGAAAUAUAAUGGGAAGUUUUUUUGGAGGGGAGAGUAGAAAGUUGGGGACUGUGGCUAAUGAUACAUCCAAGGUUAUUACAUCCUUAUAGGAAGUUGAAUUGUUGAUGAGACGUAAAGUCUACCUAUGCAGGAGAAAAUUAUUACCAAGACACACAUUCACUUGCCAAGGGUAUCCCAUAAAACUCUCUUGUGGCUCCUCCCUUCUCUUUUCACAGGGUAAUAUCUCAUUUGGUGAUAUCGUCAGUUCCCACGGGUUAUCUCCAAGCAGAUGAUUCCCAGAUCUAUUUCUCCUGCCCUAGUCUCUCUUCUGAGCUACAGUUGUACCUCUCCAAUUGCAUAUUGGACAUCUGAAACUAAAUGUCCAAUGGGUAGCUUGAACUUAAUAUAUUCAAAAAGAAUUAUCUUUCUGCCUUAAGCCCUCCCCAUUUCCAAACUUCCCAUGUCAUGAUGUGAUUGGUCUUCUAAAAGGAAGAAUGAACAACCAGACCAAAUUUAAUUCCUUUGUCAUAACUCUUCUUAUCUAAAUUCUCCCUAACUUUCUGGACUUUUUAAAUACCUAACUUCCGUCCACACUAUGAUAUAACGACAUUGUCCUCCUUGCAGUUCUUUGAAUAUGAUGUUCCUUUGCCUGUAAUAUUGUCUUUUGUUUUAUAUGAUCUUGGCACUUGGAUUAAAACAAAGAUCUUGGUUUUGAGAUUUACGGGAAAUUGGCAUUCAGGAUACUAAUUAAAU
Monodelphis domestica (gray short-tailed opossum) is the source of this 5178-nucleotide messenger RNA. RefSeq names its product NOBOX oogenesis homeobox (gene NOBOX). Gene Ontology annotation, biological process: regulation of transcription by RNA polymerase II. Lineage: Eukaryota; Metazoa; Chordata; Mammalia; Didelphimorphia; Didelphidae. Gene Ontology annotation, molecular function: DNA-binding transcription factor activity, RNA polymerase II-specific; RNA polymerase II cis-regulatory region sequence-specific DNA binding. The record is from RefSeq and is a predicted model, not a curated record.